Messenger RNA from Toxotes jaculatrix (banded archerfish), 597 nucleotides. It is a transcript of the gene pnx, whose product is annotated as posterior neuron-specific homeobox. The coding region runs from base 1 to 597 and encodes 198 amino acids. Gene Ontology annotation, molecular function: DNA-binding transcription factor activity, RNA polymerase II-specific; DNA binding. The record is from RefSeq and is a predicted model, not a curated record. The transcript is spliced from 2 exons. Gene Ontology annotation, biological process: regulation of DNA-templated transcription. Lineage: Eukaryota; Metazoa; Chordata; Actinopteri; Toxotidae.
AUGCAGCCAGCUGCAGCCAAAGUACCGCUCAUCCACAGAACACCGUUUUCUGUGGAGGACAUUUUGGACCCGACAAAAUUCACAAGGAAAAUAUUCAGUGCUGAUGCUUCAACAGCUACAGGAGUCUCUACUAAAAGAGAUGAAGCCGGAGAGAAGCAGCAUCCUCUGGCAGGUGAAAGCUGCAGCCCGGAGGACGCAGCUCUGGCUCCGGAGAAGCUUCAGAGGUCAAAGGCAAAAAGCCGACGGAUCCGCACCGCCUUCACCCUGGAACAGCUGCAGAUCCUGGAGCACAGCUUCCACAGGUGCCACUACCUGUCGGUGUUGGAGCGACACACCAUCGCCUCGGCCCUCCGCCUCUCCGAGACUCAGGUCAAGAUCUGGUUUCAGAACAGACGCACCAAGUGGAAGAAGGAGCGUCUGCAGGGGAACGAGCCAGAAGAUGAACCCGGCUUCACACCAUCCUUCUCCUCACAUCCUGUGGUCUGCUCAUCCCUGACCUUCAGCCCUCUUUACUGCCAGCAGCGCGCUCCGCUCCAGCUGUCUGCGCCACUGCCGCUGCGGCCCUGUCAUCUCUAUUACAGGCUCCAUGCUGCGUAA